GGGAUGCCAUGACGUGUUGACGUUCAUUGUGUUAUCGCUCUCUCAUUUCAACCAUUCAUUAUAUGGCUGACGCCACAUAAAACAAAGCGAGUUCCGUUACGCUACGCCACACACGAGGGAAUAAAAUGUAUGUCACCACACGGAGCUAAAACGAACGAGGAAGAUCAGAGAGAGCCCGCCCUCCCAGCACCGCAAACGCCCCCAUGCACUGCACACACAUAGUCCUGCAGCUACCCCCAAACCCCCCACUACCCCCCACUAAGAAAAAACAACACUUCACAGGUCGAUAGACAGAAACAGCUGAGGGCGAGGAAGGCCGGUGAGUUGGCCGGCGCCUGGCGGUCAGGCACACCCGACCGACACACGGCCUUCCCGGCACUGCACUGAAUAAAGAGGAUAGGAAAAAGUAGCUACGGACAUCCGGCAACCCGGACUUACUGCAUCUCAUCUCAAGGGUGGAUGUGCCGUGUGUGUCUUUCCGUGCUCAUGACGCCAGCCUGCAACCUGGCAACCAGAAUACACCGACAUGUUCUGAUCGUCGAGUUGCAGGCAGGCGCCGAAGACACGGGAAGCCAGAUGGCACCGUUCACCACAGGCCGGUAGAUAGACACAACCAACAGGAAGACACAACACAUACAUCUGUGAGGGCAUGCAUUCAUCAAUCAAUCGACUGCCUGUCUGGCUGGCUGGCUGAGCUGCCGACGAGAGAGAGGAGGGCGAGAGAGGGCGCAUUUCCUGGGUUUGGUGUGGCCAUCUGCAUAUAGCUGUCCAUCUCCCUCCCUCCCUAUUUACUGUCUAUGCGCGCCGAAGCCGCGAGGGGCAGAAGGCGGUGGUGCCCACGUACUUUUCGCAGUAGCUGUCCUCCUGAAUGAAACACACAGACAAACACACAGACAGACAGACAGACAACCACUGUGCGUGUGUGUCACACACUUUAGUCCAGUUCAACCGGUGGUUGGGUUGCUUACGCAGCCGGGCGGUUCGGGAAGGUCAUCUUUUUCUAUCCCGGUGCACUCGGCCAGUUCAUCAUUGCAGUUGUCCUUCCCGCACUCGACGCAUGCCUUUGAGCACUCCCUGCCGCCCAGCCCGCACACCGGAUCGGCACCGAAGGGGCCGCACUGCUUCGACCCGCACUGACACGCCUUCACGUAACACGCUAAGCAGCCUGGUCAUGACAUGACACACACCACACAACUCACGUGUACCACAGCGUCGGUAGGUUCCUCGGCCGUGUGUCUGUCUGUGAGUGCGUACUGUCAGAGAGCGGGGGCAUUCUUGCGCGCAUGAGGCUGCUGCUGCACAGCGCCGUGUAGUAGUUCUGCCAGAAGGGCGUCAUGUCCUCCUGAUACCCCGCACACAGACGGUCACACACACGCACAUCUCCGAACGGCCAACAGAGAUCCCGUCCCCCUGUCUGCAGCUCAUGUCAUGUGUCCUCUUUAGGUGUCCGUCUGUGCGCUCACCGCAUAGAGAAUCGCCUGAUCUGCCUCGCUGGUGCAGUCGGCAGAGGCGUACCCGACCACACUGCCGAGCACCGUCACGAACAGCGCAAGAAUCUUCAUGGGGAGGGACAGACGGAUAGAUGUGCUUGCCACGAGAGAUCUCGAAG
Messenger RNA from Vitrella brassicaformis, 1609 nucleotides. NCBI's taxonomy places the organism in Eukaryota, Vitrellaceae. The record is from the annotation of a GenBank genome assembly.